This is a messenger RNA of Melitaea cinxia (Glanville fritillary), 2130 nucleotides long. RefSeq names its product zinc finger protein 879-like. Gene Ontology annotation, molecular function: DNA-binding transcription factor activity, RNA polymerase II-specific; RNA polymerase II transcription regulatory region sequence-specific DNA binding; zinc ion binding. The transcript has 13 exons. The record is from RefSeq and is a predicted model, not a curated record. The coding region runs from base 162 to 2120 and encodes 652 amino acids. Gene Ontology annotation, cellular component: nucleus. Gene Ontology annotation, biological process: regulation of transcription by RNA polymerase II. NCBI's taxonomy places the organism in Eukaryota, Metazoa, Arthropoda, Insecta, Lepidoptera, Nymphalidae.
GCAUAUCCGGGUAAGGCGGCCAUUUUGUGGUGUCGCUGUGGCAUUAAAAUAUCCCUCUUCCAAUUUCGUCUAUUUUACAUGGGAGUAUUACUUUUUGUUGUGAUUGAUAGAUUUUUCAAGUGUUUUGAUUAUACGACUUUUUAUUUUUAAAUUAAUUUAAAAUGGAGCAAGACGUUGAUACUGCCUAUAACACGUUUUGCUGUACAUGUUUGAGUUCUGAUAGAAAUGUUAUAUCAAUUAAUGGCUUAACACAAAUCUAUCAAGUAUUUAGAUUAAUAAUGUACGAUUACGCGGGCGACCGGUAUGGAGAUUCCAUUGUGGAAUUAGAUCAACUCGUUUGUUGGGAAUGUCUGGCGAUUAUGAAGAAAUUAGCAAGAUUUAAACGGCAAGUACACAAUGCACAGGAACAUUUACGAGUUCUAGCCAUGAGUCACUCACAAGAGACAAUGGAUCAUACGUACAUGUCACGAUCUCUAUCAUCGCUCGAAUGUAUUAUAAAAACGGAUUAUGACCGAGUUUUUGUCAAUUACAACGAUGAAAGCGUCAUGGAGGAUAAGGAGAUACGUACAGACUGGCCGCACUAUAUAACUAUAAGUACAGCUCAGAGUGUCAAGAAUGAGACUUGCGACGUAGCCCAGGCUUUAAGAGAUCAUAUUACUUUGGGUAUUGACAAUCAAGUUAUCGGAGUUCCAGAGUUAGUAUUAGAAAAUCCUGUGACCGGCGUCAUGUCUCACAUAGUGGUCGGUACGGAUGGUCUGGUCACGAAUGAUACGUUUGCCGCUCAACCCAUUAAGGGUGAAAUGCCGGAGCUUAUAAUUGACCCACUAUCUACGGGGGACACGGUAAUAAUAAGUCAAAAGCCGAAAGAUAAGACGAGCAGUAAGGAUCUCAAGUCGGGUUACAUGACUGAAUAUAUGUCAGAGGCUGAUAUGUUAGCUAUAAGGGAAGAAUUAAAACAGAAAGUGCAAUACACGAGUACGGCUUACAAAUGUGAAUUGUGUAUAAUUGGAUUUUACACGCAACAGCAAGUCGAGGAUCAUUUGAUUACAAUGCACACAGAGAAACCGGGUCACGUACCGUGUAAAGUGUGCUACGUAUACAUGCAGAAAUCAAAACUAGAAGAACACACACACAGUCACUAUUUAAGAUAUAUUUGCAAACUGUGCAAUAAAACGGAAACGAGCGUCAAACUCAUUACGCUCCACGUCAAGGCGCACAUGGUUAAAGCGACCCCGAACGCUGUUAUACAGAUCGGCGAUGAUUUGGAAGGGAAGGGACGUAAAAAUAAAAAAGAAGUGAAACAAUCGAAGGAGGAUAAAAAUCAACCGACGCCGGGUGAUCUGAGGAAGUUGCUUUCGAAAACAACCAUUGUCGGUUACAAGUGCUUGGAGUGCGAUAUGUUUUUCAAAAAUUCCCGAGCUCGAAAGAACCAUGUGGCGAGGUUUCACAGAGAAGGUCUACAGUGCGAUCAUUGUAAGAAGAGGUUCGUUAAUAGGACCACGCUUACUACACAUUUAAGGCUCCACGAAGGUCCAUUACCGAGAGAGGAGUGCCCGAUAUGCCACAAAAUGGUCAGGACGAUACAAAUCAAAUACCACAUACAGAGACACCAGAACACCAGUCGGUAUGAAUGUAAGGACUGCAAUAAGGUGUUCAGUCACUUGUCCACUUAUCAAGCCCAUCUCAAAUAUUCCAGACCGCAUGCAUCGGAUCAGAUAUUUAAGUUUCCAUGUCCGAUGUGCAACAAAGGCUAUCCGACAAAGCAAGCGAUGCAAGAUCACUUCAACUACCAACACUUAGGCAAGACAUCACACAAGUGCCCCAUCUGUGAUAAGCCGAUAGCGUCACAUAAAAACGUGGAAAGGCACAUGAUGAGGGUACACGGAGAGAAAAAAGUCAAGCCGAGAAACCACGUGUGUCAACAGUGCGGUAAAGGAUUUACAGAUAGAAAAGCGUUAACACAACAUGAAGUAAUACACUCGGGAGAAAGGCCUUUGUCAUGUGAUAUAUGCCAGCAGACGUUCAAACAAAAAGCCUCGCUCUACACGCACAGGAAAAGGGUGCAUAAAGUGUUUCCAGCGAAGAAAGUUGUCGAAUUUAUGGACAAUAAACAACAAUAGUUAAUAUUGA